CUGGAGGGGUAGCCCUGGAUCGGCGGUCACGCCCCUUCUGGUCACGUGGCUCCUCACAGUCAGUCCAACAUGGCUCAUGGAGCGACUCCGGCGCUUCGCCUGUUGCGGGAUUUUCCCUAAAGCGGACGAGUCAGACUCCGCUUUGCCGCGGGACGUCGACGAUGCGGGAGAGGCAGAAGCAGAGGAAGGGGCGGACGUGGGCGGAAGCCGCCAAAACGAGUGAAACCUGGGGGGUGUUCCAGAAAGCAGGUUCUGCUGGCUCCCACGGUCUUGGAAAAGUACCCCAACACGCCAAUGAGCCAUAAAGAGAUCCUCCAGGUGAUCCAGAGAGAACGACUGAAGGAGAUCAGAAGUGGAACGUCGCCGCUAGCAUGUCUGAACGCCAUGCUGCACACCAACUCACGCGGCGAGGAGGGCAUCUUCUACAAGGUUCCCGGCAGGAUGGGAGUUUACACGCUGAAGAAGGACGCGUCCGAGGCCGUGAAGGAACUGUCUGAGGAUGACUCCGAGGACAGCAGCGAGAACCUGUCGGACUCCAGGAAGACGGAGAACAGCGCCGUCUGUCGGGAGAUGAGGACAGGAAGGUGGAUGCGCAGAGUCCCCUCCAAGCUGCAGUCACAGCCCCCAUCUCCACAGCCGCGCUGCUCUUCCCCCCCUGUUCCUGUGGGGAAACUCAUGUCCCCCUCCCAGAAGCACAGCAAGAAAGCUCUGAGACAGGCCUUGAAGCAGCAGAGACACCAGCGCAGACAGGUGGGGGGGCCACCGGUGUCCAGCCCCAGACUCCUCCUGAAGACCAUCAAGGACAUGGCUGAGAACAUCUCAGCUAAGACUGAUUUGUGCCACGCCAGCGUUCCCAGGAAGAGUUCCCAAAGGUCGGGUCGUCUCAGUGCAGGGCAUAUCAAACGGACCAAGUGUAAGAUUGACGUGGAGACGCCAGACUCCAUCCUGGUCAACACCAACCUGAGAGCUAUCAUCAACAAGCACACCCUGUCCGUCCUGCCCCACGACUGCCAGCAGAAGCUGCUCCGCCUGCUGCCCGCCGUCGACCGACAGGCUUGCCUGGACGGCCUCCUGAAGAUCACGGGCUCAGCUCUCAACAACGAGUUCUUUGCAUCGGCGGCGCAGGCGUGGAAGGAGAGGCUAGCUGAAGGGGAGUUCACUCCGGAGCUGCAGCUCCGCCUACGGCAGGAAACUGAGAAGGAGAAGAAGGUGGAGCUGUGGAAAGAAGCCUUCUUUGAAAACUUUUACGGAGAAAAGUUGGGGUUGAGCGUCCAGGAAUCCAAAGAGCUGUCUCUGCCUAAUCUGGAUCAGAAGUUCCAGGAGGAAAAGCCAGAAGAUUCCAGCCGGACCCAAACAGCCGACGCUGCAGCUGUGAGCUCUAACCCUCUGAAGGCCAAAUGUAAGCUGAUGAAGACCCGGGGCUCCGAGCACGCAGAGGAGCCCAAAUGUGCAGCCCCCCCGUCUGAGCCCGGACCCCUAGACUCAUCUGAAGUUUGGAAACCAGCAGAGCAAAGCUCACCUCGCAAACUUCCCAUAAAAGAGCACGAGGAAGAAUCAAAUGACACUGAGGCCGCUCUGCAGACGGGCUCAGACCUCCAAGAGCAUCUCGGGGAGGAGACGCCUGCAGCUCAUGGCCAGGAGCUAACCCCCUCACCCAGCAGUCCCUCCCCAUCCCUGAAGAGGAGGUCCGUUAGUGAGGCGGACGAUGAGAUGAGAGCAGAAAAAAUGUCUCGCCUCUCCUCUGCGUCUUCAGCCUCCUCUGCGUCUCCUUCAGCAUCAUCCAGCCCCGCCACGCCCUCUCCGACCAACCAGAGGGUCCCUCCUCUGAAGAUUCCCGUGUCCCGGAUUCUUCCUGUGUCACCCGGUCAGGGGAGCCCCCCCUUCAGCAGCCCGGGCCGUACCGGAGCGCGUACGCUGGCCGACAUCAAAGCCAAAGCUCAGCUGGCACGAGCGCAGCGAGCGGCGGCGGCCGGGUUGACAAAAGGAGUCGGGCCAGGCCCCGGGCCGGGUCAGCAGCAGCCGUCCUCCGUCGCCUCCUCCCCCCAGGAGGUGUCCCAGUAUUCCAGCUCACCUUCUCAGAGACCUCUGGACUCCAUCUCCCCACUCAGCCCGGGCCAGCCCCCCCAGCCGGGCCAACCAAACCACAAGCAUGGAGGCCGUCCUCCAGAAGGGGUUGGAGAUGCUCCCCAGGAGGUCCAGGCUUCCUCCUCACAUGCUGGGAAGGAGGUCCCGGGACAUCGACCUCCUGUCCGGAGCAGCUCCUGCAUCCCUGCAAACAAUCCUCUGGUGACUCAGCUGCUGCAGGGCAAAGACGCUUCCUUAGAGCAGAUCCUCCCCAAACCGCUGUCCAGAGGGGACACGCGCACCACAAACCCGCCCCCCAUCUCCAGGGCGCCGCCCACUGCAGAGCUCUGGACGGAGAAGCAGGUGGCGCCCGCGGCGGGCUCCAAAGUCCUCAGGGAGCUCCCCGACAAGGAGACGCAGGCGCAGAUCCUGCAGACUCUGAUGCAGAGAAAAGUGCAGCUGCCCCCCCCGCAACACAAACUGUGGCAGCUGUCCCAGGACCCGCAGGCGCUGUCCAAGGUCUCCUGUGGGUUUUUGGGUCGGAAGAGGGCUCCUCGGCCCGCCAUGACGGGGCAUUACCUGCUGAAUGUGUCCACGUACGGCCGCGGCGGCGAGUGCAGGAGGCCGCUGCACUCGCCGCCCCCCCCAAACAAGCCUGAGUGUGGUCUGCAAAGGGAGAGUAAAGACGAUGCAGGGAGGGCGGUACUGGUGAAAACGGAGCAGGAAGGGGGCCCAGAACUGCCGCCUGAAAACAGGGAGCGUCUCCAGCCCCCCUCCAGUCCAAAGACUGAGCCUGGAGUGCAGGAAAAUGCGGCAGGGGGGGUCGGCACCACCAAAGACAAAAGCCUUCAGCUGCAAAGACGCUCUUCAAGCUGGGAGCUAUGCCCCCACCCCACUGACCCCACCCGCCAGAUCCACAGAAGCCUUGAGGGCCCACUGUCAUGUUACAGGGGCGCCAUCAGCAUGUCGGCCCCCCACGUCUCUGCAGGGAGCCCCCCAAGCACAGAGCCCGGUGCGGGGGCCAUGCACGGCAGCGUCAUGUCCUUUUCCGUGACCGUCACCACCAUACCUGCCGCGGCCCAGGACCCGCCCCCACAGGCCUUCAGUGAGGGCGGGGGCCUGGAGGAGGUCCCCCCCCGAUGCUACUGCAGGUUGAAGGCCAUGAUCGUGUGCCGGGGGUGCGGGGCCUUCUGCCACCACGACUGCAUCGGCCCCUCCCGCCUCUGCGUUUCCUGCUUGGUGGUACGAUGACGCUCAGACAUUCAUGCCAGCGGGAUUCGAACCACCGAGUGCGAUGACCUCACACUGGGUUUGGGGCCGGUCGACCUUUGGGGCGGAGCUGUUUGCACUCAGAUCUAUUUUCUUAGUUUCUAUUGUGAGUCUAAUGAGAGUCAAACCGCGGAGAAGAUAAUCAGCUUUGACACUUUUUGAUAAAAACUUUGGACUUUUAGUUUGUGAGACAAUCACUGUCAGAGGGAGAACCGCUGGUUCUGGAUGGGCACUGCUGCACUAAAAACCUUUUGGUUCUGAACCUCUGAAGGUCAUGGGCCUUCAGGUUCUUCCUACAAGCUCCUGUAAAUGUGGUUCUUCUGGAUGGACCUUCAGUGUGAAUACCAUCUUUUAUGGGUUCUGGACUUGUGGUUCUGGACGGGUUCUGGAUUUGUGGUUCUUUGUGGAACUGACGUUUGGCCUUAUUUUCUGUUGAUCUGUAGGGAUGCGGCCUGGACACCAGAGGGCAGCACCGGUCCUUAGUGGCAAUCAAAGGUAGCAUGCUAACGCUACUACCAUGCUACAUGCUAAUGCUUACAGCAGGUGGCCUUAUUGCUGGGGGGGGGGCUAUUUGGUAGAAAAUUUUUGCUUAGAAUUAAUAGUUAAGAACUAAUAUUUUAAGCCCCGCCCUUCAGUGCUGCGAUUAUGAUGCUAAAGUUGCGUUCACAUCGAACACGAGUCGCGCGGCAAAUCCACGUCGGCCGCCUCUCCUUGGCCCUGCGCCGAGUUCUCUGCUCGCCGCCUGUCCAGAAAUGUGUUCAUAGCUUGACGCCCCGGCCGCGUGUGGGAGGAGUGACAGCGUCCGAGCUCUGCUGGCCGGCAGACAGAGCUGCUGGAUGGCGCCUCGUCCAGGAAGUAUCCCGCCUUCGCCCAACAGUAGCCGGGAUGGGCUCCUGCACUCCCGCGGCCCCGUUCGGUGUGAACGCAGCAGAAGUCUGAUGUGGUCCAGAUGCAGGGAUGUCUCACCACAUCUGGAUUUGUGUUCUUAAGAGGUUUUUCAUCAGUUUAGACUGAAUAUGAUUGUAAUGUAAAGUUGAAAUUAUGUUUCCUAGCGGAAAACAACCGAUAAGGUCAGAACCUUCAGAUUUGACGUCUACGGCCAACGGGCUUAGCUAACAGGGCUAGCUGGACCGCCAUGACACGGCGCUAAAGGCCAUUUCCACACGGAACCACAAACCAGCUUCAAUGAUUGGUGGAUCCAGAGUAUGAAAUCACUUUAACACUUGUAGGAAAGCAAACAAUCCCAGUUGUUGGAGAGCACUUCCACAAUAUGAUUUGACGUCAGCUAAUAUUUAUAUUUGAGAUCUUUUUCUUCAAAGCAAAUCUAUUUUGAAAGAACUUUGCAGCUUUCUAAAGGGUAAAAGGCCAAAGUUACUUAAAAACGAAAUUAUUUUUAACUGUCCAGUUAAAGUAAUAUAUUUUAAUUAAUAUAUUUUAUUAAAAUAAUGACUAUUUUCUUCGUAGGAACGUUUUAGCAGGGUAUUUACUGUAAUAGAACAUGGGCGGUAUUUUUCUGGUGGUUUUUUGCAGCAGCACAGGUAACUUUGUACGACAGAUUUAUGCCAUUCUGUGGGUUUCCCUUCAUUGAGGUUGGGUUCCACUGGUUGUCUACAUUUGAUUACUUCAUGCAAUAGUUUUCUUUCCUGAAUAAAUUAGAAGGAAAGAUGAGACGGUUGGUCUAAAAAUGCCGUUUCCAGACUCUCGGCUCGGUUUCCAGAUUUAAGCCUUUGGUGGAAAGUGGGUUUCUGGUACAAAGCCGGACUGCACCGUCUGAAAACUCAGUAACAACCUUCAAGGCAGCUGAAAUCUUUGACGGGGGUGGGGGGUCAGGCAGCCUCCCCCUCACUGGGGUUACCUGUUCCUGCAUUUAAAGCAGGUGAUUCAUGCUGGUUGCCAUUUUGUAAUGACCCAUAAGGCACUACAUAGUUAGUCUGGUGAAUGUAAGACUGUCAUCUGCAAAUGUAUUUACCAAACCCUAGCAAGUAAACUGAAUAAAUAAAGAUUUGCUUGUU
Molecule: messenger RNA, 5345 nt
Organism: Oryzias latipes (Japanese medaka)
Lineage: Eukaryota; Metazoa; Chordata; Actinopteri; Beloniformes; Adrianichthyidae
Source: RefSeq, a predicted model, not a curated record